AUGCGCCAGGGAUUUCUCCGCCCAUCCGCGGCGCUCAUGGAGCGCGUGCACGGCCAGCUCCGGGAUCAGGACCGUAUUUUUACAAACCUGUACGAGGACUUCGGCACCGGCAUCAACGCAGCGGAGCGCCGUGGUGACUGGUACCGCACCAAGGACAUCCUCCUCAAAGGCCAUGACUGGGUAGUCAACGAGAUCAAGGCAAGCGGCCUUCGUGGCCGUGGCGGUGCCGGCUUCCCGUCGGGGCUGAAGUGGUCCUUCAUGCCUAAGAAGAAGCAGGAUGACCGCCCGAGCUACAUUGUGGUGAACUGCGAUGAGUCGGAGCCUGGCACGUGCAAGGAUCGUGAGAUCAUGCGCCACGAGCCGCACAAGUUGGUGGAGGGAGCACUGGUGGCAGGCUUUGCGAUGCGGGCCCGCUACGGUUACAUCUACAUCCGCGGUGAGUUCUAUAACGAGUGGCGCUCGGUCGAUAAAGCGAUCCACGAGGCGUACGAGAAGGGCUACCUCGGCAAGAACGCGUGCGGUAGCGGCUGGGACUUUGACCUCUACACCUACCGCGGCGCCGGCGCGUACAUUUGCGGCGAGGAGACAGCGAUGAUCGCCAGUAUAGAGGGUGGGCAGGGAAAGCCCCGCCUGAAGCCGCCGUUCCCGGCGAACGUCGGCCUCUACGGGUGCCCGACAACGGUAACGAACUGCGAGACGGUGGCAGUGUCACCAACCAUCAUCCGGCGCGGCCCGCAGUGGUUCGCACAGUUCGGUCGCAAGGGCAACGCCGGCACGAAGCUUUUUUGCAUUUCCGGCCACGUGAACCGCCCGUGUACAGUGGAGGAAGAAAUGAGCAUCCCUCUGCAGGAGCUGAUCGAGCGACACGCCGGCGGGGUGCGUGGCGGCUGGGACAACCUGCUUUGCGUCAUCCCCGGCGGCUCCUCAUGCCCGCUCAUCCCAAAGCACAUCUGCGACAACAUCCUGAUGGACUACGACGCGCUCAAGGAAGCGCAGACCGGUCUCGGCACAGCAGCGGUGAUUGUCAUGGACAAGUCAACCGACGUGAUCAAUGCGAUUGAGCGGCUGUCGCAGUUCUACAUGCACGAGUCGUGUGGCCAGUGCACGCCGUGCCGCGAGGGCAGCCCGUGGCUGGACAAGAUGAUGAAGCGCUUUGUCCACGGGAACGCCAAAAAGGAGGAGAUCUACACCUUGUGGGACGUGUCGAAACAGAUGGAGGGUCGCUCCAUCUGUGCGCUCGGGACGGCGGCGGCAUGGCCGGUGCAGGGGCUCAUUCGCCACUUCAGACCCCUCAUGGAGGAACGCAUCGACCGCUUCUGGGAGGCGAACCCACAUUGGGGCAAGUCCGGCUCACCGUGGCGCCGCUGGAAGACGCAUCGCUACUACACACUGCAGAAGGGCGAUCGUCUCAACUGGGACGGCAAGAUUGUGCGCAACUGGAACUAG
Leishmania braziliensis MHOM/BR/75/M2904 is the source of this 1446-nucleotide messenger RNA. RefSeq names its product putative NADH-ubiquinone oxidoreductase,mitochondrial. The transcript has a single exon. The record is from RefSeq and is a predicted model, not a curated record. Bases 1 to 1446 code for a protein of 481 amino acids. Lineage: Eukaryota; Euglenozoa; Kinetoplastea; Trypanosomatida; Trypanosomatidae. Gene Ontology annotation, molecular function: NADH dehydrogenase (ubiquinone) activity; FMN binding; 4 iron, 4 sulfur cluster binding. Gene Ontology annotation, biological process: mitochondrial electron transport, NADH to ubiquinone.